Molecule: messenger RNA, 540 nt
Organism: Tachyglossus aculeatus (Australian echidna)
Lineage: Eukaryota; Metazoa; Chordata; Mammalia; Monotremata; Tachyglossidae
Product: cystatin-C-like
Exons: 3
Coding region: 1-540 (179 amino acids)
Cellular component (GO): extracellular exosome
Molecular function (GO): cysteine-type endopeptidase inhibitor activity
Source: RefSeq, a predicted model, not a curated record
AUGGGGGCUGUGCCUCUGCUUACCACCUUCUCCCUGCUGCUGGCCCUGCCCUCCACCUCCUGGGUGCAGGAGGUUCCCGCCACCGAUCCGGGCACCAUCCGACCCAACCUCCUGGGCGGCCGGCGGGACCUGGCCGUCACCGACCCGGAGGUGCAGAAGCUGGCCCACGACGUCCUGACCAAGUACAACCAGGCCAGCGACAGGCUCUACUAUUUCAGACCGGUCAAAGUGCUCAAGACCCAGAGCCCGCUGGUGGCCGGUGUCAAAUACUACUUGACGGUGGAGCUGGGGCACACAUCCUGUCUGAAGAACCAAGUCUUUGAGAACCAUAUGGAUCUCACCACCUGUCCCUUCGCCCUGGGCUCGGACCAGGGGAACGCACUCCAGGAUCCCCUGACUUCGAGGGAAUCGCGGCAGAGAUCUCAGGCAGCCAUGUGGACCAUCCACAGGGUCCGAUUCAGUUUUGGCUACCGCUCCCAAAACAAAACUCUCAACUGGAUCCUGGAUACAGUUCUUAAAUUCCUUAUCUUUCUACAGUAG